CUGUCUCUCUGUUCAUCCUCAUUAUUUCAUGACCAUGAUCUUCAAUUUGUAUUACGAUUCCAAACGAGCGCAAUUCAAAAACAGUUCAAUAAUGAGCGCUGCCGUGCACCCAUCAGCACAUGUUACACGAAGGAGACCAAUGAUACCACAGCCAAUGCAGACAGCUGCGAAUCCUCGAUCACAAAAUGUCCCUCAGCCGAUUAAACGUGUCCAGAGCGAGUACAGAAGGUGCUGAUAAUAAUCCAAGCCCUUCCAGCCGUCCUGCCAAUUCCGAACCGUCUACUAGGAGACUAACUAUUUCGGAGAACGAAACACAGUUCAACGAAUCAAAUUUUGUACCAUGGCGAAUUUUUGUAAAUCAACUGGACAGUUACCAUGGAAAAAAACUAGCGGACUUUUUGCCGGAACAACUAUACCUUGACAAGGGUAAGUCGAGCGACGGGUUGGACGAGGCUGAAGAUGAAGACGAAGAGGAGACGGAAGAGGUGGAGGAUGAGGAUGAAAAAUUCAACGUCCCCACCAAGGGCUCCAACGAAUCCCCAAGGAACUUUCAAGUGAUUGGUACAGUCAUGGAUCGGGAGAUUCGCCAACCCGAGGACGUAACGAUGAUAAUUAGACAUCCCAGUAAUCGUGAAUCGUACCUAAAGGAGUUGAUGAAAUGUGGAAUAAUCAUCUUCGACGUGACCCUGGACAAUAAUGAAAUUGAUGAGGCUCGAUGGGCUUUCGAAGCUGUUGCCAAAGAAUUGGAGAAGAUAGCGGAGAAUACGCCAAAGGCUUUUAAGCGUAUAGAGGACGUGCGUUACUUCAUUCUGAUUUCAAGCGUGAUGACUUGGAGCUUGACGAAACCUUUGGACCCGGAAGAUCCCGAGUUACCAUUUACGGAAGUGAAUUAUAGGAAACGCAAGGCUCAUCCUAACUUCAAGGAGCAUAUUCAGCUCGAGAAGGACGUAUUGGCUGCAAACAAAAAUCCUGCACUGAAGGACAAAUUCAAAACAAUUGUACUAUGCUCUGGCAUUACCUAUGGCGACGAGCAGGAUAUCCUUCAUUAUCUGUUCAAAAUGGCCUGGGAAAAUAGUACCGAGUUACCAAUUUUUGGCAAGGGUCGGAACAAGAUCCCGUUGUUGCACGUGCGCGAUCUGGUUACCACUGUCUAUAUGCUUAUACGGAAGUGGCCAUCUCUGAAAUAUAUCGUAGCUGUGGAGCAGGAACUUAUUUCACAAAGAACGAUUGUCAAAAGAAUCGCCAGAGCAUUGUCAACCGGGAAAGUCAAGCACAUCGUCCAAGAGGAGGCCUUUCUAUUGCCUGACGUUAAUCAGCGUAACUACGACGCGAUGACAAUUAAUUUGCGUAUCGAACCGGCUUAUAUAAUCAAUCAGAAUAUCAGCUGGAAUUACGAAAUGCCGUUCAAGAAUAACAUGGCAGCUAUAGUUAAGGAAUACAAGAUGGCGCGUAAUCUCCAUCCCAUUAAAAUAAUCGUUCUUGGGCCGCCAGCUGCGGGAAAGACGCGUAUUGCUCAUCAACUCGCUAACCAUUAUCGUAUACCUUACGUGUUCGUAAAGACACUGAUAACGGAUACCAUACAAAAAUUAGCGAACGAAGUGGAAAUUGCGAGAAGCAGGAAGGUGGCGGAGGAAGUGUCGCAACAGGAUAAAGUCAAAGAAAAUCCGAGUGAAAGUCCUGAUGAGGAUCAGGUGGAUGAGGAGGAGGAGGAGGAGGAGGAAGAAGACAAUGACGAAGAUGAGAUCCCAGAUGUGGAAAGUCUGCAAGAGGAGCUAAAUGAGAUGCGAAACAAUCUUGCACAUAAUAAUGGACGUCUCAGUGAUGAUAUUCUGAACAAAAUUUUUUUCAAACGACUCUUGGCGAAAGAUUGCCAAAAUCAAGGUUACGUUAUCGACGGAUAUCCAAAAACGUUGGAACAGGCGAAAAGUCUAUUUGGUAUUGCGAACGACGACGAACCUGAAGCCGUAGACGACGAGGAGGAAGAAGACGAGGUCGCCAUGUUGGGUGGAAAUACUAAAAUUAUGCCGGAGUUCGUGAUAGCGCUUGAAGCAUGUGAUGAAUUUUUGAUAGAACGUCUUAUUAAUCGUCCCGAGAAGGAAAUUCAAAAUACACAUUACACGGAGGAGCAUAUGAUGCGCAGACUGUUGGAAUAUAGACAAAGAAAUACCGAAGACAAUACUCCUUUGGAAUUCUUCGACGAACUCGAUAUCCAUCCUCUUAUCAUAUCAAUCGAGAACGAAACCUGUCCGGAUAUGUUCGAAACAUUUGUUAGAUGCAUUAAAAAAAUCGGCAAGCCCCGAAAUUACGGGCCGAGCGCAAAAGAAGUAGCGGAUGCUAGAAAACGUACAGAUUCGGAAGCAUUUGCAGCUGCUACUAUCCAGCGAGAGAGAGAAGCCAUCGAAGAUUUUGCACGUAGGAGGGAAAGAGAGGAAAAGAUGAUGGAGUGGACGAAUUUACUAGAAAAAUUAAAAGAGGAAGAAGAGGAACAGUUAUGCAUUUUGGGAGAGCCUUUGCGUAAUUAUUUAAUGAAAUAUGUAUUUCCGACUUUGACCCAAGGACUCAUAGAAGUGGCCAAGUUACGACCAGAAGACCCAGUUGACUUUCUGGCGGAAUUCCUGUUCAAAGAAAAUCCUGAGGGAAAAAUGUUUGAACCUGAUUACACAGAGACUAUGAGCAUGCUUAUGGAUGCCAUAGAGCGUCUUCAGCGAGACAUUCUACCCUGUGAUCAGUUAGACAAAGACCUGAAGAAGUACUUGAAGGUAGAGCCGGAUUCUGAGGUCGACUUCAAUGAGGAGGAUGGACAACAAUUCAAAGAGGAGAGUACACUCUCUAUAUGUAAGCAGCCAUAUUUUUCUGAGGAGUCUGAAGGAUUUUCCUACAUGGAGGAUUCGGAAGGGAGGGCUACGUGAGCCUGUGUGAUCUUCUUGUAAGCGUCAUUAAAGAUUAUGUAUACCUGUUCAAAGGAUCUACUGCGGAUUAUAUUUAACCCUUUCAUUUAAGCGUGACUACCUCAAAGUACCAAAAUAUUUUUACCACCCACGUUUUCAUUAUAAAAAAAAAUUUGAAAAAAUUA
This is a messenger RNA of Cephus cinctus (wheat stem sawfly), 3073 nucleotides long. Its product is annotated as adenylate kinase 7. The transcript is spliced from 12 exons. The coding region runs from base 186 to 2909 and encodes 907 amino acids. NCBI's taxonomy places the organism in Eukaryota, Metazoa, Arthropoda, Insecta, Hymenoptera, Cephidae. Gene Ontology annotation, molecular function: ATP binding; AMP kinase activity. Gene Ontology annotation, biological process: nucleobase-containing compound metabolic process. The record is from RefSeq and is a predicted model, not a curated record. Gene Ontology annotation, cellular component: cytoplasm.